Dicrocoelium dendriticum is the source of this 300-nucleotide messenger RNA. The record is from the annotation of a GenBank genome assembly. Lineage: Eukaryota; Metazoa; Platyhelminthes; Trematoda; Plagiorchiida; Dicrocoeliidae.
AUGUUUGACAAAUUCAAAAGUCUUCAACUGAGUAAGUUGCCAAAGCUUUACGCACAGGCUUCAACACUUCUACAAGCCACUUUGCAACGGCGUGGAAUACGAAGCCAGAUAUGUUCAAUAGUUGGGCGCAGCGGAACAUAUGGUUUGUGCACUUUUCGUAGUCCAUACAGGCGGAGUGGAUGCGAGCCGACUGGAGUUAAGCGAUCAAGUAGGGCGUCACUUAUUAACUUCCUUUACUUUAACUCCUUCAACAACUUCGUAAUUUUAACCUCAUCCUGUGGUGUUCUACCUUUUUCAUCU